UGUUCCCUUGCAUUAAUUUAAGCACACCAGAAAAAAUUUAAAUGAUUGGAUAUUGAAAAAAAUGAUAACGAACACGAACAGCACCCAAAUAUUGUCAACUACUAUAUGAGUCAUUCGUAUUUAUAACCUCAUUAACGUAGAUAUGUGAAAAAAUAUAAUCAAAGAGCAGUUUCAUGUUGUCCAGAAUGUUUAAAAAACUUACUAACCGAGGAGAUUCACCUGAUGGGACGACGGUGUUAUCGACGAUACCUCCUCUACAGGAAUGCAUCUAUACAUCUUGCUACUGUGAUUUCUGUUGAUUCAUUUAGCGAAGAGAACGUAUGGCAGCUUUGCAAACAACUUGUGAAACAGGAGAAAUCGGGGAACGAGUGUUAUUGCGUCUUCAUAUCGAAUAGUAAACGAGCAAUUCAUUUGUGGAAACAGAAGUGCGCCACUGAAAAAAACUUCGUUAUAUGGGAUUACCACGUCAUAACGGUUUAUGGAAAUCGAAAACACGGAUAUCAUGUCUUAGAUUUAGACACUCGCCUCUCGUUUCCAGUACCAUUCAAACAAUAUGCAUCAGAAGCUCUCAAGUCCGAAGAGACGAUUAUGCCUGACUAUAAGAGGUUUUUCCGAGUUAUAACUGCUCAAGAAUAUUUGAAGCAUUUCUCUUCUGACAGAAGACAUAUGAAAGUUGGAGAUAGUUGGCAAAAACCUCCUCCUAAUUAUGCUCCUAUUAUAACAGACCCGAAAAAUCCACACAAAUUGGACGAAUUCAUUGACAUGACAAAAGGGAAAGGUCUUGGAGAAGUGUUAAAUUAUGACGAAUUCCUCAAAAAAUUCGGUUAAUCACGAAUAAGUACCUCCAUCGCACAAGUAAUACGCUCUUUUGCUACUUGGAUUUUGGAAAAUCAUCGCCACUUUUCUCAUCUCUUCUCCUGUCGUGAAUUCAGAAGUCACGAGGAACUGCUCUCACAAGUCCCAACAGCAAGAUAGGCGCAGUAAAAAAUUCGUUUGAAACGAAACAUUGACACAAAAUGCUCAUUUAGUUAUAGAUAAUAACGGUAUCAGGUUGACAUUGCUCAUAAUUUUUUUCACAUUUCUUUUAUAAACAAGCUGUAAAUAAUGUAAAUACAUGUAUAUUUAAGUUUACAUUACAAAAAGCAAUAAAUAAAUCGUUUAAGAAAUGUAAA
This is a messenger RNA of Planococcus citri (citrus mealybug), 1172 nucleotides long. It is a transcript of the gene tun, whose product is annotated as tungus. Gene Ontology annotation, molecular function: protein-N-terminal asparagine amidohydrolase activity; protein-N-terminal glutamine amidohydrolase activity. Gene Ontology annotation, cellular component: nucleus; cytosol. The transcript is spliced from 5 exons. The coding region runs from base 223 to 828 and encodes 201 amino acids. Lineage: Eukaryota; Metazoa; Arthropoda; Insecta; Hemiptera; Pseudococcidae. The record is from RefSeq and is a predicted model, not a curated record.